AUGGCUCUUACAAUAGCUGUCAUUUUAUUCUUUGCUGCCGCCUUUGCAACUUCUGAGUGCAAGCAAUAUUAUUAUGCAUCUGCAAGAGUUGAGGUAAUAAGUAUAUUUAUUUUUAUUGACACAGAUUUUAUUAUAUUAACAUGUCAUUAGUUUAAGUCAAAUCAAAAUAGUUUAAAAUGCUAAAAAUUUUUUUCAGAGUUGCAGUGGUUGUCGUUUAAGCCGGCUUCCAGAUGUUAAACAAUUUAUCUUUGAAGAUUUACCUAACUAGUAUCCUUAAUUAAAAAUUAUUAAACUAUCAUAUAUACAUUCAUAAAUUACAUAGUUGUAAUAAACAUUUUAGUUUUUUAAUUUUUAUUUUUAAUCAGCUUCUUGAUUUUAUUUCUUCACUAAUAUUUCGUUUAUAUUUAUUAAUUUAUAAUAUUUUUAAAUCUGGAAUGUUUGAUUUCUUUAAACUAUUAUUUUCUUAUUACGUGUAACUUUAUUUAUAUAAAUUAUGAUAUAAUGUUUAUUUGUAUGUGUGUGAUAACAAUAGAUAACAAUUUUAUAUUAGAAAAAUCUUCAUCUAAUUAAAAUUUCUUUUAAAGAAUAAGAAUUAAUUAUAUAAAUCCUUAUAUGUUUUUCUAGUAAUAAUGUUGAAUUUAAACAUAUUCCAGGUGCAGUUCCAGAACUUCUUCUCUUUAAUGAGAAUGAAGAGGUACAAUGAGUCUAAUAUAACUAUUAUGUAAGAUAAUUGAACAUUUUCUACCUUUCAGGAAGUGGAAAGAUUACCUUUGUCAAGCUUGACACGGGAAGAAUGCAAUAAUCUUUUAAUAUCUAAAGGCUUUACAAGAAAGACAUCAAAAGAUGAAAUAUAA
Heterotrigona itama is the source of this 854-nucleotide messenger RNA. Lineage: Eukaryota; Metazoa; Arthropoda; Insecta; Hymenoptera; Apidae. The record is from the annotation of a GenBank genome assembly.